Messenger RNA from Ceratotherium simum simum (southern white rhinoceros), 1393 nucleotides. It is a transcript of the gene TMEM174, whose product is annotated as transmembrane protein 174. The record is from RefSeq and is a predicted model, not a curated record. NCBI's taxonomy places the organism in Eukaryota, Metazoa, Chordata, Mammalia, Perissodactyla, Rhinocerotidae.
GUUAUACUCUGUUAACCACAGCAGCCCAAAGUUCUUCCAUAACUAAUCUGAAGCUGAUUCCUUUGCUCUGCUCCAAGGAGCGCUCUCACUCCCUUUCCCCUCUAAGAAGCGGGCGAUUGCGUGAGGAAUGAUGGAGCAGGGAAGCAGACGCUUGGAGGACUUCCCUCUCAACGUGUUUUCGGUCACUCCUUACACACCCAGCACCGCUGACAUCCAAGUGUCUGAUGAUGACAAGGCAGGGGCCACCCUACUCUUCUCGGGCAUCUUCCUGGGACUGGUGGGAAUCACGUUCACCGUCAUGGGCUGGAUCAAAUACCAAGGCGUCUCCCACUUUGAAUGGACCCAGCUCCUUGGGCCCAUCCUGCUGUCAGUUGGGGUGACAUUCAUCCUGAUUGCCGUGUGCAAGUUCAAAAUGAUCUCCUGCCAGUUGUGCAAAGAAAGUGAGGAAAGGGUCCUGGACUCAGAGCAGAUGGCUGGAGGACAGUCGUUUGUUUUCACUGGUAUCAACCAACCCAUCACCUUCCACGGGGCCACUGUGGUGCAAUAUAUCCCUCCUCCCUAUAGCUCUCAAGAUCCCGUUGGGAUGAACACCACCUACCUGCAGCCGGUGGUGAACCCGUGUGGCCUCAUACCAUCCGGAGGAGUGGUGGCCGCCACGCCAAGCCCUCCUCAGUACUACACCAUCUACCCUCCAGAGAACGCUGCCUUUGUGGACGACCAGGACUACGCUUCCUUCGUGGAUGGUGGACAUGACAGGUCCAGCCCCGAUGCUGAGCAGCUGGAAGAGACACAGCUGGGAGAUGGGGACUCUGCCACCUUCUCUCCUCCCUCCUAUGAGGAAAUAUACUCCCUCUCUCGCCAGAGACUAUGAUGCCCAGGGAAAGGCACUGAAGUCAUUGUUGCUGAAGACUGAAGUGUGCUAUGCUCUGACCUUCAGAAGUUAGACAGCCGAGCAGCCCAGACAGCCUGACAGAUACCAUUCAAGGGGUGGGGGAAGGAGGAAGGGGAGGUAAAAUGUCUCAGAUUAGUAAAAGUUAGGCUGGGGUGAAGAAAUUCCCUUCCAGUACAGCUAGAAAUCCCCUGCAUAAGGUCUGGGAGGAGGCAUUUCACCUGUUUACCCACCAUCCACCCCUUCCCCACCGGAAGGCACUCGUGUCUCAGUUUUAACUCUCGCAGCCAAGGGAGGAAUCACCACUGCUGUGACUUUGGGAGUUUCCAUCUAGUGGGAGUGGGGGGUGGGAAGGAAGGAGGGAAGAGAAAACAGCCUCAACUGGAGAUGUUCUCAGCCCCCAGAGGGGAUUGGCAUGUCCCAAACAGCCUGGUUGCCAUCCUGUGUCCCCUGAGGACUCUGGGUAUCCUACAGGCUGCAAAAAAAAAAAAAAAGAAAUGAAAU